This is a messenger RNA of Pelobates cultripes (western spadefoot toad), 1050 nucleotides long. The record is from the annotation of a GenBank genome assembly. NCBI's taxonomy places the organism in Eukaryota, Metazoa, Chordata, Amphibia, Anura, Pelobatidae.
AUGAAUGCCUCCAUGAAGGAACUGAGUGGUCCCAUGAAUGUCUGCAUGAAGCAACUGAGUGGUCCCAUGAAUGUCGCCAUGAAGGAACUGAGUGGUCCCACGAAUGCCUCCAUGAAGGAACUGAGUAUUCCCAUGAAUGCCAUCAUGAAGGGAUUGAGUGGUCACAUGAAUGCCUCCAUGAAGGAACUGAGUGGUCCCAUGAAUGCCUCCAUGAAGGAAAUGAGUGGUCCCACGAAUGCCUCCACGAAGGAACUGAGUGGUCCCAUGAAUGCCUCCAUGAAGGAAAUGAGUGGUCCCAUGAAUGCUUCCAUGAAGGAACUGAGUGGUCCCAUGAAUGUCUCCAUGAAGGAACUGAGUGGUCCCAUGAAUGCCUCCAUGAAGGAACUGAGUGGUCCCAUGAAUGCCUCCAUGAAGGAACUGAGUGGUCCCAUGAAUGCCUCCAUGAAGGAAAUGAGUGGUCCCAUGAAUGCCUCCAUGAAGGAACUGAGUGGUCCCAUGAAUGCCUCCAUGAAGGAACUGAGUGGUCCCAUGAAUGCCUCCAUGAAGGAACUGAGUGGUCCCAUGAAUGCCUCCAUGAAGGAACUGAGUGUUCCCAUGAAUGCCUCCAUGAAGGAACCGAGUGGUCCCAUGAAUGCCUCCAUGAAGGAACUGAGUGGUCCCAUGAAUGCCUCCAUGAAAGAACUGAGUGGUCCCAUGAAUGCCUCCAUGAAGGAACUGAGUGGUCCCAUGAAUGCCUCCAUGAAGGAACUGAGUGGUCCCAUGAAUGCCUCCAUGAAGGAACUGAGUGGUCCAAUGAAUGACUCCUUAAAGGAACUGAGUGGGCCCAUAAAUACCUCAAUGAAGGAAAUGAGUGGGCCCAUGAAUGCCUCCAUGAAGGAACUGGUGGAUGUACUCUUAUUUCCGUGGUUGAGGGUAUUUAGUUUGGGGUAUAGAAUACAGCUUAACAUGUUCCUUCUCUUCCAUUCAGACUUCCUCAGCAGUAUAUUUGUGCGGUUUCAUUUUACCACUGAUUUAUGGCAGUUACAUUUGAUUGCAUAUUUUACACUGUGA